Rhipicephalus sanguineus (brown dog tick) is the source of this 1640-nucleotide messenger RNA. Its product is annotated as gonadotropin-releasing hormone receptor. Gene Ontology annotation, biological process: G protein-coupled receptor signaling pathway. Lineage: Eukaryota; Metazoa; Arthropoda; Arachnida; Ixodida; Ixodidae. The record is from RefSeq and is a predicted model, not a curated record. Gene Ontology annotation, molecular function: G protein-coupled receptor activity; peptide binding. Gene Ontology annotation, cellular component: membrane. The transcript has a single exon. The coding region runs from base 292 to 1410 and encodes 372 amino acids.
CAACAGAUUCUGCUCGAGAGCGAUCACCAAGCAUACUUAAGGACAACACUCGGACCUCUACUUGAAGGCUACAGAGGGGCUUAUACGAUCAUAUCCACAACGGCGGCUCUCGACCUUGCGGGAGCUCGACUCCGAGGCAACGUGCCCCAUUGUCUCGGAGACCAACUUCUACGAAGGAUAGAAAGAGACAAACGCUGGCUCAGCGACGGUGCUGUUUCCGCCGGAAUAUUCGAUAUCGCUUCGUCCUCGGCUGUCGAGAAGGAUAAUGACACGACGCCGGAAAAUGAUACGAUGGAAGACGCCGUGUUAGGGCCUCAGUAUGCGAGCACCCUGAGAAUCGCCGUCAUUGGCACCAUGCUCGUCCUGUCUCUCGUCGGUAACUCGUUCGUCUGCUACCGGCUUCUGACGUCCCGACGCCAGCGACUGCUCAAGACGCAAGUCCUGUUUCUCAACUUGGCCCUUGCCGACCUCUUGGUCACUCUGGUCACAAUGAACACGCAGCUGCUCUGGGAGAUCGUGGGACGCGUGUGGGUCGCCGGUGACAUACCUUGCCGCGUGUUCAAGGUGCUGCAGACGUACGCGCUCGUCUCGUCCACGUACAUGCUGGUGGGCAUCGCCGUCGAUCGCCAUUUCGCCAUCUGCAGUCCACUGACACCGGCACCCAAGCCUCGGCUGGUGGCCGCAACCUGCUGGCUGCUCUCUUUAGUAUCAUCCGUGCCAAACCUGUUCGCUUUCCGUCUCGUAGCAGUUCGGGAGAAAAAUUACUGCUCCUCGGUCUUUUACGUGUAUCGCGACUACCCCGCUGUGCGACAAAUCUACAUGGCCUUCAUCUUCGCUCUCGUGUUUGUCCUCCCGCUCGUGGCGCUGGUCGGGCUUUACGCGAGCGUACUGCUCCGCUUGUGGAAGCUCGCUGCCGUCGCCACGCCGCAGUCAUUGCGAGCACGGCGCGUCGUAAACUCCCCAGGCCGCAAUCCGGACCGCAGCACGCUGCCGAAAGUGCGCGUCCGAACACUGAAGAUGGCGGCAGUUAUAUCCUUGGCGUUCUUGGUGACCAAUCUUCCGUACAUGGUGCAGGAGAUGCUGUUGGCCUUCUGGCCCCACGUAUCGCUCGGACCACACGCGGUCGCGGUGUUCGGCGUCAUCUCGGCUUCCAACAGCGCCGUCAACCCGUACAUCUACCUCGCGUUCAACGGAGGCUCGGGCUCGACCGUGUGCGGAGCGCGCGUGCGCGGCGUCUGGCGUCGCCUGACGCGCUCCUCGGCUUCGAAGCGAAGCACCGUCUCGUUUAGGACGCAGUGGACAACGCUCAAGGUACCCGAUAAUAAGGGAGCACUGGCGACAGCAGAGCUGCCUCUUGCCCAGGAUCUUGAAAACUGUGAAAUGCAGGACAAGGCGGGAGAGAAAGUUUAAUCGAAGUUAUUGGGAAGGAGCCUGCUCGAGUGAACGUAGGAUCGGCUGGCGAUGAUAAAGACGAAAACAACAGUUGUCAUGGUGAUAUUAAAGGGGGUGUAAGCUAACCGCUUACAUAAUUAAAAAAACGUUUAAGGCUGGCCGUUAACCAAACUGCAUGAUCGGCCGACGUGGGAUAGCCCGGAUAAAUAUCCGACUUGGCACCCGUUGUGUCUAAGCACAACGGUACA